Daphnia pulicaria is the source of this 1974-nucleotide messenger RNA. RefSeq names its product cyclin-D-binding Myb-like transcription factor 1. NCBI's taxonomy places the organism in Eukaryota, Metazoa, Arthropoda, Branchiopoda, Diplostraca, Daphniidae. The coding region runs from base 113 to 1636 and encodes 507 amino acids. Gene Ontology annotation, molecular function: DNA-binding transcription factor activity, RNA polymerase II-specific; RNA polymerase II cis-regulatory region sequence-specific DNA binding. The record is from RefSeq and is a predicted model, not a curated record. Gene Ontology annotation, cellular component: nucleus. The transcript has 8 exons. Gene Ontology annotation, biological process: regulation of transcription by RNA polymerase II.
UUCCAUUCAGCUAGUAAAUAUUUACAUGAGCAGAACUGAGAACUCCAGGAGUUGUCUUUCAGCAAUAAAAUAAUUAUACAGCAGUAUUUUCUACCUUCCAUUUUAUGUAACAAUGUCAAUAAAUUCUGUUCAUCAGUUGAAUAAUGAGAUAUGUGCUCAAGAAAUUUUGGUUGAAUCACAAGAUGGAGAACAAUAUUUGGUAAAUUUAGAUGGUGAAGAAUACUAUGAAAAUCAAGUGUCAAACUGUGAGGAAUCAACUCUUAUGCAUGAUGACAACUCUGAAGAAAGUUACAGUUUAACUAAACAUAGCUGGACACCAACUUCAGUUGAGAAACAGCAACUAAGAAAUCAAGGACAGCCUUGGAAGCAAGGAGUUUGGAGCAAAGAAGAAACUGUACAAUUGAAACAAAACAUAUUAGAUUACUGUGAUACUUUUUCAAUAAAAGACCCAUGUGAAAUUAUUUUUGAAUCUGGGAAAGAGAAACGAAAAAACUUCUACAAGACCAUUGCAGAUGGGAUCAACCGACCGUUGUUUGCGGUUUAUCGAAGAGUGGUGAGGAUGUAUGAUUCAAAGAAUCAUAUAGGCAAAUACAGUGCAGAGGAACUAAAAAAGUUACAAGAACUAAGAAAAGAAUACGGAAAUGAUUGGCAGAAAAUAGGGUUAAUUAUGGGCCGUUCUGCAGCGUCAAUCAAAGAUAGGUGCCGUCAUCUAAAAGAAGAUUGCAAUGCUGGGCCGUGGGUACCAGAGGAAGAAGAUCUUUUGUUUGAAGCUGUCUUUGGCUUUACACAGUGUUUACCUGGAGAAAACUCAGUAGCUGGUAUACCUUGGAUUCAAAUCGCUCAUCGUGUUGGAAGUCGCAGCGAACGACAGUGUCGGAAAAAGUGGCUUAGCUAUUCCAAUGUGAAACGAAUUGGGGCAGUAGAGUGGAAUGAUGCCGACGAACUUUAUUUAAUAAGAAGAUUAUCUAAAAUCGACAGCGAUAAAGAUAUUGCUUGGGCCGAACUGACUCAAAAAUGGCCCCGCUCAUCCGUCCGAUCUCACCAGUGGUUAAGAGCCAAAUGGAAAAGACUGAAGAGCACUGUGACAAGUAGUGAAGACUUAAGUCUGAAAGAAAUUUGUCAUCAAUUACUGAUGACUCGUAACAAUAAUGUUAUUGGAAGGUCGGUUGCAACCGACGUAAACACCGAAAAUUGCCAUUCCAAUAGUACACAUCCUAGAAGUGUUCUUAAUGUAAUAGGAGUCGCACCCGGAGCUUCCAUCAGCGCUCCUAUUGGUUUACAUUUUAGUAAAGGAGUUGGACAAUCUAGACAGACGUCAGUCGUUCUCAAUCUACCUUGCGUAACCAACAUUCCGAUGUACUUUUGUACUCCCAACUCGAGUGAAGGCUGUUCUACCGUAUCGUCAGGAACUGAAGGCCAUCAGACCAUCAGAUUUCUCAGUGGUGCAACACAGGAUGUCGUAUCAGGCGGCGAUAGCGUGGCGGUCGUCCAUUUGGAUUUAGAUGGAGGGGAAGAACCGGCUGUGACAACGGACGUGAUGUUUAGCGGGAGUUCUCUUUGCAACUCUCACGGAAGUCCCCUGGGAUUCGUGGACAAGAGUGAUCACGAAUCGGAUCAUUCUCACGCAAGAAAAUGAAUUUUUUUAAACUAUCAUAUUUAGCGUUGACUUUCACAUUUCAGAUAUACGUAUUCCAUUCCUUGUAUUUUGCAUACUUUAUAUUAAAUAUCUUUGCACUUUGACAAGCGCUAAGGCUGUUGUUAAAAGUAGAACGCUGGAUGAAAGAGAUGACUCCGCCCAACUUCUUGUAUGCAUUUGUGAAGGCGUGCACCAUGAAUUCAAAAACAAUUGAUUCAAUUCUUUAUAGACGGACUGUGCUUCUUUUGGACAGUUGACUGUGUAUCUUUGGGUGCAGUUCACGUGAGCAGUCAACGACCUGUUAAAAAUAAAUAAAACAUUUAUUUUAGACUUACAGA